UGGAGCGGGGGUGGCUCUCUUUCAUUCUUCGCUGUCUUGGUAAAUAGGAUGGAGGCGCCGGUUGUUCUCAGCGCGGAGUUUUUGCGGGAGCGGCUGUUGCAGGGCCUGGAAGCCGAACAUGUGGAGGUGGAAGACACAACCCCUGGACGCUGUGCCACAAGUUUCAAAGUCCUGGUAGUUUCCCCACGAUUCCAAGGAAAACCGCUGCUUCAGCGGCACCGGCUGGUCAAUGAAGUCUUAGCAGAGGAGCUGAAACACAUCCAUGCCUUUGAGCAGCGAACUCUAACGCCAGAACAGUGGGCAAAAGAACAAGAAGGCAAGUGAGAGCUGCACCCUCUUCGGACAGGAAGACCAGAAUAGCUCCUUGAGAAGAGGAGUCAACAGUGGGAUGAAUAUAUGAUGCCGAUGUAGGACACGUCCAUGGCACUAGCCACCCCUCCACCUCCAGCCCGGGAAAGCUAAGAGGACUUGAAAGAAAGCUUGCAGCAGCAAAUAAAAAUUGUUCCUUGGGUA
Messenger RNA from Eublepharis macularius, 513 nucleotides. It is a transcript of the gene BOLA2B, whose product is annotated as bolA family member 2B. Gene Ontology annotation, cellular component: cytosol; nucleus. The transcript has 3 exons. Gene Ontology annotation, biological process: intracellular iron ion homeostasis. Gene Ontology annotation, molecular function: 2 iron, 2 sulfur cluster binding. Lineage: Eukaryota; Metazoa; Chordata; Lepidosauria; Squamata; Eublepharidae. The record is from RefSeq and is a predicted model, not a curated record. Bases 49 to 324 code for a protein of 91 amino acids.